Amphiprion ocellaris (clown anemonefish) is the source of this 5597-nucleotide messenger RNA. RefSeq names its product mitogen-activated protein kinase kinase kinase 5 (gene map3k5). Lineage: Eukaryota; Metazoa; Chordata; Actinopteri; Pomacentridae. The transcript is spliced from 30 exons. The record is from RefSeq and is a predicted model, not a curated record. Gene Ontology annotation, molecular function: ATP binding; MAP kinase kinase kinase activity. Bases 522 to 4637 code for a protein of 1371 amino acids. Gene Ontology annotation, biological process: protein phosphorylation; MAPK cascade; cellular response to stress.
CGGGAAGAUAAGAGUGGAAACUGGGCAGGGUCUAUCUGCACAUGAAAACACUCUGGUGGGACUUUCUCCUUCGACGGAUGACACUCCGAGACGAGCCUUUAAACUGCGCCGAACUUGGACUGGGCGUCACGUCGGUGUUUCCUGUGGGCGUCGCUGCGCUGACGCCGGCCGUGCUGCUCAACUUUGACAACUGUGGAUUUGUUGUGAGAGCUGAGGCGGAAUGCACGGUUUCGGUGGCUGUUCCCGCUGUGUUUUCUGCUCAGAGCCGUGUCGUGUCGCGGAUCUACGGGGGCCGUGGUUUUUCUGAGCGUGCAGUCAGCAGCAAACAUGCAGCAUGAUGGGGAAGUGCUCCUCUAACUGCCCGCUCUCCUGUUUACACACGGGACGAGUUUGCACGUCGUGCUUGUGCAGAGGCUCCAUGGGUGACCGUCGUGCGUAACGUUGGCUCUCCAUGGAGGACUGCUGGAGGAGCCGCUCAGCACAACCCACACUUUAAGACAGGCAGAGACACUUGAUGCAAGAUGAGUCAAGACCAGGACGGGAUCUGCUUACCGGUACCUUGCUUUGGUGCUGGUCCCCGCAGAGAGCCUCCUUGUGGGGAGAAUAACAGCAGCAGAAGCGCUGGUGGUGGAGGAGGAGGAGGAGGAAUCCCUGCAGCUGGGACUUUCUGGCAGGACUCGGUGUUGGGAGGCGGGGGGCUCAGCCCGACCCCCGGUAGCUGCCCGAUGGACGGCGGAGGUUUGCUGUCCACCGGUAAGACCUGCAAGAACAGGCCGGUGACGGUGGCGUACGUGGUGAACGGAGAGGCGAGCCAGCAGAACAACGCGGAGAGCAUGGCCCUGCAGUGUCUGAAGGACGCCUGCGACACGGUGGGCAGCAAGCUGGAGACCGUCAACUUUGGCAAACUGGACUUUGGGGAGACCACAGUGCUGGACCGCUUUUACAAUGCAGACAUCGCAGUGGUGGAGAUGACAGAUGCCUUCCGCCAGCUUUCGCUCUUCUACCACCUGGGAGUCAGAGAGAGCUUCAGCAUGGCCAACAACAUCAUCCUGUACUGUGACACUAACUCUGACUCCCUCCAGUCCCUGCAGGAAAUCAUUUGCCAGAAGAACACUACAAGCUCAGCAAACUACACCUUCAUCCCGUACAUGGUGACGCCCCACAACAAGGUGUACUGCUGUGAGAGCAGCCUGAUGAAGGGCCUGACCGAGCUGAUGCAGCCCAGCUUUGAAAUGCUGCUGGGGCCCAUCUGCAUGCCGCUGCUGGACCGCUUCAUCCAGCUGCUCAAAGUGUCAGAGGCCAACUCCCACCAGUAUUUCCGUGAGACGAUUUUGAACGAGAUCCGUAAAGCUCGGGAGUUGUACACUGGCAUGGAGCUGGCUGCUGAGCUCAGCCGAAUCCAGCAGCGGCUGGACAACGUCGAGUGCCUUUCAGUCGAUGUCGUCAUCAACCUGCUGCUGACAUACAGGGACAUCCAGGAUUAUGAGUCCAUUGUAAAGCUGGUAGAGACUCUGGAGAAGCUUCCAACCUUUGACCCUGUGGCUCAUCCUCAUGUGAAGUUCCAUUAUGCCUUUGCACUGAAUCGGAGGAACCUGCCGGGCGACAGACAGAAAGCUCUGGACAUAAUGCUGCCCUUGGUGGAGGGAGAAGAGCAGGUAGCAUCGGACAUCUACUGCUUAGUGGGACGGAUCUACAAGGACAUCUUCCUGGAGUCUCAUUUUACCGACACGCAGAGCAGAGACAGUGGCACAAUCUGGUUUAAAAAGGGGUUUGAGUCAGAACCAACACUACACUCUGGUAUCAACUAUGCUGUUCUACUCCUGGCAGCUGGACACCAGUUUGACACAUCUUUCGAGCUCCGCAAAGUGGGAGUUAAGCUGAGCAGCUUGCUGGGUAAAAAAGGCAGUCUGGACAAGCUACAAAGCUACUGGGAUGUAGGCUUUUUCUUGGGCGCCAGCAUCCUGGCCUGUGACAACACCAGGGUCAUCCAGGCUUCUGAGAAACUCUUCAAACUCAAAGCCCCCAUCUGGUAUCUGCGCUCGCUGGUGGAGACCUUCUUGAUCUACCAGCACUUCAAAAAGCCCGGCGUGGAGCAGCCGGCCCCCAAACAGGAGUUGGUGGACUUUUGGAUGGACUUCCUUGUGGAGGCGACCAAAAAAGAUGUCUCAUCUGUCCGAUUCCCUGUGUUGAUAUUAGAGCCCACUAAAGUGUACCAGCCUUCAUAUUUGUCCAUAAACAAAGACGUUGAUGACAACACAGUGUCUAUCUGGCAUGUGGCUCCUGAUGAUAAGCACAAGGGAAUACAUGAGUGGAACUUCAGCGCCACAUCUGUACGAGGUGUCAGCAUUUCCAAGUUUGAUGAACGCAGUGCCUUUCUGUACGUCCUUCACAAUGCAGAAGACUUCCAGAUCUAUUUCUGUACAGAGAUGCACUGUAAAAGAUUCUGUGAUCUGGUCAACAGCAUAACAGAGGAGGCCUGGAAAAGUCCCGAAGAAGGAGACUGUGACACUGAUGCCUUAGAGUACGACUAUGAGUACGAUGAGCAUGGAGAGAGAGUGGUUCUGGGAAAAGGCACGUUCGGGGUGGUGUACGCGGGCCGAGACCUCAGCAACCAGGUCCGACUGGCCAUCAAAGAGAUACCAGAGAGAGACAGCAGAUACUCUCAGCCGCUCCAUGAGGAGAUUGCCCUUCACAAGCACUUAAAGCACAAGAACAUUGUCCAGUACGUGGGCUCCAUCAGUGAGAACGGCUUCAUCAAGAUCUUCAUGGAGCAGGUGCCUGGAGGGAGUCUGUCUGCUUUGCUGAGGUCCAAGUGGGGCCCACUGAAAAACAACGAGCCCACCAUUGGCUUCUACACACGGCAGAUCCUGGAGGGGCUCAAAUACCUCCACGACAACCAGAUAGCACACAGAGACAUCAAGGGUGAUAAUGUCCUCAUCAACACCUACAGUGGCGUCCUGAAGAUAUCAGAUUUUGGCACAUCUAAAAGGUUAGCUGGGAUCAACCCGUGCACUGAGACUUUCACAGGUACAUUGCAAUACAUGGCUCCUGAGAUUAUAGACAAGGGUCCUCGGGGAUACGGCAAACCAGCAGACAUCUGGUCCCUGGGCUGCACCAUUAUCGAGAUGGCCACUGGUAAACCACCUUUCUAUGAACUUGGAGAACCACAAGCUGCCAUGUUCAAGGUGGGUAUGUUUAAGAUCCAUCCAGAGAUCCCAGAGUCCAUGUCGCUGGAAGCCAAAGCCUUCAUUCUACGGUGCUUUGAGCCCGACCCAGACCGGCGUGCCACCGCCUUCGACCUGCUCACGGAUGAGUUCCUCACCGUCACCAGCCGCAAGAAGAAGAGCAAGAGCAGCUUUACAGCUCUGUCACCAGGGUCAGAGUACCUCCGCAGUAUCUCCCUGCCUGUGCCGGUGGUGGUGGAGGACACCAGCAGCAGCAGCGAGUACGGCUCCGUCUCCCCUGACAACGACCUCAACUCCAACCCCUUCAUCUUCAAGCCCAGUGUCAAGUGCUACAGUGAGAGGGAUGUCAAGGGGCCGAGGUCCCUCUUUCUCAGCAUUCCAGUGGAGAAUUUUGAGGACCACAGUGCCCCUCCAUCUCCUGAUGAGAAGGACUCGGGCUUCUUUAUGCUUCGAAAGGACAGCGAGAGGCGAGCCACCCUGCACCACAUCCUGACCGAGGAUCAGGACAAGGUGGUGACCAACCUCAUGGAGGCCCUCACACAGGGCUCUGAGGAAAUGAAGCUGAAACCUCAGCACAUCUCCACCCUUGUAGUGAGUCUAGCUGACUUUGUUCGCAUGGCAGACAGGAAAAUUAUCGCCACCACCCUGUCUCAACUCAAGUUGGAGCUGGACUUUGACAGCACCGCCAUCAGUCAGCUGCAGGUUGUGCUGUUUGGCUUCCAGGACGCUGUAAACAAAGUGCUGCGAAACCACAACAUCAAGCCUCACUGGAUGUUUGCUUUGGACAACAUCAUCCGCAAAGCUGUGCAGACUGCCAUCACAAUCCUGGUGCCAGAGCUGAGGCCUCACUUCAGUCUGGCCUCAGAAAGUGACCCGGCCGAUCAGGACGACGUUGAUGACGAUGCUGAGCCAGACAGAAACUCCACCCACCAGAGCCGAGCGCCUCCCGUCGCUGCUCACGACGACACAGUGGCUACGUCGGGAGUCAGCACACUCAGUUCCACCGUCUCCCAUGAAUCCCAUAAUGCUCAGCGCUCUGUGAGCAUGGAGCUGGGCAGGAUGAAGCUGGAGACCAACAGGCUGCUGGAACAGCUGCUGGAGAAGGAGAGGGAGUAUCAGGCCAUCCUGCAACAAGUGCUGGAAGAGAGAGAGCAGGAGAUCAGACUACUGAGGCUGCGAUCUGAGCCCACAGAUGCCCCCACAUCAUCAGAUGGCCUGGAGGGAGAGACGAGUCAACAUGCAGAGAGACAUGAAGACCCAGAGCUGACCAGCUGGCUGAGGCUUUACGGUGCUGACCAGGACUCCAUAGACAGGAUACUGAAUGAGGAGUAUACAUUGAACGACAUCCUCCACGAUGUAACGAGAGAUGAUCUGAAGAGUUUAAGACUGAGAGGUGGAGUCUUGUGUAAACUAUGGAAGGCCAUCACAGACUACAGGCAGAAGCCGACCUAAGGCCUUAAGUGGCGAUAACCACUCAGAGAAGCCAGGACAACAGCAGCAUUCUCCUCUUUACCUCAGUAUUUAUAAGAGCAAAUCUUUUAGGAGAAAAGCCUGUGUUCCCCAUGUGUGCAGAGCAGCUUUACGCCCACACAAAAAUCUCCUGGAGUAUUUUAUAAUUUUCAAACAAGGAUUUUAGACAUUUGGUCCUUUUGAAAGCAUGAAUUACUAAAAAGUGCCACUAGUUUUAUUAUGCCUGAUUGACACAACACAGCUUUUGUUACAGGUGUGUUUAAAAAUGACAGUUGAUGGGAAAAUCUAUUGUUAAAAUCUUGAAAGCUGUCAACAAAACAAGAUGAAAUGUUUACAAAACUGGAGACUGACCGUUUUCUAACACAAGCCUGAGACACAAAAUACUACAUUCAGCAUCAUCUGUACUAAUAUUUUUAUCAUAACAUCUUAUCACUACUUUAUUUAAAUGUAUUUUAAUUUAAUUGUCAUGGUGAUCUGAAGGAUGUCAGUGCAUGCCCUUUUUUUGUUUUUUUUUUUCAAUCCAAACUGAGACUUAUUUAAUUUGUCAAUGUUUUUUCACAUUUCCUUUUAUAAUAUGAAGCUCCAAUUUUAUUUUUAAGAAGCUGAUUAUGUAAAUAUUGUGUUAUAGAAUUCUAUGUGAAUGACAUUUACAUUCUUCAUUGUAAGACAUUGAUAAAGAUAAUUACAUCUCCAUGUGGUUUGGGCCAAGUUUAUUAUGAACACGUGAAAAAUGUAUAUUGUUGUAUUUUUUAGUGUCACAAAUCAUAGGAGAUAAUAUUCAGUGAACAAUUAAUAUUACAUCAAAUAUUUGUUGUAUUGUUGUACACUGACAGAAAUUGUGUUUAUCUUGCUUGUGUGGAUUUGAUCAUUCAAUCAGCUGUUUGUUGUAAUGAAAUUUAAAACAAAUUUAUAUUAAAGAGAGCCUUGACUGUUUUUUUUAAA